AUGCCUCAAAAAGUUUCAAUUACACUUAAAAAUAUAGAAGUGAAAAGAAAAGAAUAAAAGUUCAAAAGCAUGCACCCUUGGGCAGUAGUCAUGUUUGAUGGUUAAAAAAAGACAACUUAACCUGUGCAAAAUGGGGAUUUAUAACCUGAAUUUAAUCAGACAUGGGUUUUCCAAAGGAAUUCAGAUGUCAAUAUAACUGUUUCAAUAUAUAAAAAAGAGUAUAUUUAUGACGCCUUGAAAAAUGAAAAAGAAAUAGAUUUACUCAUAGGAAAAGGAAAAUUAAAUAUUCUUUCAGUCCUUAAGAAAGCCAUUCAAUAGCCUUAGGAAAUAAUGGUUGAUUUAGUUUAUGAUUUCGAUAAUAAAUUAGCAGCUUAGGCUUAUCUUACAAUUCAUAUUUAACAAGGUGCCGACUUAGAAGAGUACAGGAACAAAGAAUAAAUUAAAUAAAUAAAAAGUAAAUAUGAAAGCUGCUUAACAGUUACAAAUUUAUAACUGAGUUUAGAUUCUUUUAAGCCUGAAGCUUAUUAUUAUCUCAAAAUCAGGAAUUCAAAUGGUUCUCACAAAACUACACCUCAAAACGGAGGAGCAUCAAUGAUGUUUUAGGGUGACUUUGAUAUCUAUUUUAGGGGAUAAAAGAUUGUUUAUAUUGAUGUAUAAGAAGUUUUAAAAGAUGAAAUAUUAGAUUUUAUUACUGCUGAUGACUUAGUUGGAAUAGGAACACUAGAUUUUGAAAAAGUAGACAUAAAUCAAAGCUAGCAGAGAGCUGUUAUAAGACAUAAAGGAAAAUAAAUUGGAAGUGUUUAAUGUUAAGCUUCUUAUGAAAUAUUUAAGUAAGAACAACCUGAAGAGCACGCAUCUAUGAUUAGAUAAUCUAAUGAUGAGCUGCUAGAAUAAAUUAAAAAUUUAGAAAAGAAAGAUAAAUUCUGGCUUUCUCCAGAAAGGUAUCAACUUGACUUAAAGCUAAAAAAGAAAUAAAUUUUAGAUAGAAGAUAAAUGCUAAUGAAAAAUCGCUCUUCUGCUCCUCAGUUAGGCAACGAAAGCUAUCUAUUUAUGAAGCCUGACGAAAGAAAUAUAGUUUAAAAACCAGAUAUAGUCAUCAGUACAACAACUGUAAAACUGCCUAAACUCAAAACAAAUAACAAUGUAGAAGUCCCAACACAAUACAGUAAAUAAUAUUUCAGAGAUAUUCAUGGAGUAGGCUUUUCGACAGUGGAGAGUUCUUCUUCUUUGUAGAGAAGUGUCCCUAAAUUUUCUAUACCAGAGCAGAAACGUUUUUCAGAUCCAAAAGAUAUCUUUCCAGGUCCAGGUAGAUAUGGUACUAGUGGAGUAGCAAAUGAUUUAUAUUUACCCAAAAAAUUCUAAAAAAUUACUGCAAUAAGUGAAGUUAGAACUACGAAAUAAGAGAGAAAAGAGAGAGUUUAAAUUGAUACCGGACUUAAAAAGCCUAUUGAUAGAUAAUAGUAAUAGACUACUCAAAAUCCAAAGUGA
This is a messenger RNA of Tetrahymena thermophila SB210, 1488 nucleotides long. Its product is annotated as C2 domain protein. The transcript has 3 exons. Lineage: Eukaryota; Ciliophora; Oligohymenophorea; Hymenostomatida; Tetrahymenidae. The record is from RefSeq and is a predicted model, not a curated record.